Diabrotica virgifera virgifera (western corn rootworm) is the source of this 1422-nucleotide messenger RNA. RefSeq names its product zinc finger BED domain-containing protein 4-like. Gene Ontology annotation, molecular function: protein dimerization activity. NCBI's taxonomy places the organism in Eukaryota, Metazoa, Arthropoda, Insecta, Coleoptera, Chrysomelidae. The transcript is spliced from 2 exons. The coding region runs from base 1 to 1422 and encodes 473 amino acids. The record is from RefSeq and is a predicted model, not a curated record.
AUGAUCGCUAAAGGACAUCAUGCAUUAAGAAUGGUCGAAGAAACAGAAUUUAAAGAGCUAAUUAAAAUGGUAUCUCAUUGUCCAAAUUAUCAAUUACCGUCUAGGAAAAAAUUAUCUGAAAAUUUGCUUGUAAAAACCCACCAGCAAAUAGCCGAAGAAUUACAAAUAAAAAUAAAUAACGCACAAGCCGUGUGCCUUACUACUGAUGCAUGGACAUCCCGUGCUAAUGAAAGUUACAUUGCUGUAACAGCUCAUAUUGAUGAACACUCAAAGCUUUGUUCUUCUACGUUAGGCUGCAUCCAAUAUAAUGAAAGGCAUAGUGCUGAAAACAUGUUUAAUUUCCUCAAAAACAUAAUGAAAGAAUGGCAAAUUUCUCAUAAAAUAGCUGCUGUUGUAAGUGAUAAUGCGCCAAAUAUAUUAUUAACUGUUAAAAUGGGCAAUUGGACAUCGGUUGGGUGCUUUGCACAUUCAUUAAAUUUGGUUGUUCAGAAAUCAAAACGGACAAUAUUAGAUACUCUUGCAAAGGUGAAAUCCAUUGUAGAGUAUUUUAAAAGAAGCACUCAGGGACUACGUAAGUUACAAGAUGCCCAAAGACAAAUGAAGUUACCACUUCUAAAAUUGAAGCAAGAGGUUUCAACUCGUUGGAAUUCUUCAUUUGAAAUGUUAGAUCGCAUACUUAAAAUAAAAGAUGCUAUUAUCACAACUACAGCCCUUUUGCGGAACGACCUUUCCAUGCAACAGGACGAUUGGGACAUUAUAGAAGAGGUAAUACCGCUUCUGCAGCCAUUUUAUGAAGUAACAACAGAACUUUCAAAAACUUCUUCAGACAAUCCAAAAGUAGACGCAUUAUUAGAUGUUUUAAAAGAGGAAAUGAGAAGUCGAUUUCAAAAUAUAGAAAAUAAUGAAGUAUAUGCAGAGUGUACUAUUUUGGAUCCAAGGUUUAGAAAUCGAGGUUUUACAAAUGUCGAAUCUUAUGAGAAGGCAUUACAGGGACUUCGAAAUAAACUAGCUGUUGUAUCAUUGCCGGAAGUCAAUCAAGAAAAUGAUCCAAACAUUACAAACAUAAAUGUUACAGUAAGUGAAGACAGAAGCCAGCAGAAAAGCAUUUGGGAUGACUAUGAUGAAGAAACAAUAAAAAUCAUUAGACCAGAAAAUAAACAAAUGGCUGGCAUUAUAGAGUUGGACAAAUAUUUAACCGAGGACUAUCUAGAUAGAAAGAAUGAUCCACUAGAAUGGUGGGAUCAGAGAAAAAAGAUUUAUCCAAAUUUAUAUUCUUUAAUUUUAAAUCGAUUUUGUGUCGUCGCAACUUCUGUGCCGUGUGAACGCAUUUUUUCUGGCACAGGUCAAAUAUUAAAUGACCGUAGAACUCUUUUAAAGUCUGCUAAAGUGUCGAAAUUAAUAUUCUUACAUACAAAUAUGUAA